Molecule: messenger RNA, 1212 nt
Organism: Colletotrichum phormii
Lineage: Eukaryota; Fungi; Ascomycota; Sordariomycetes; Glomerellales; Glomerellaceae
Exons: 2
Source: RefSeq, a predicted model, not a curated record
CUAUGCUACUAGGAGACGGGACUAACCUCCCUGUAGCUAGGAUAUUCCCGUUUGUCGAGGGGAUGCUAGUAGUGGUUAAUGAGAACAAGUAUAUGGGUCUUAAGGUCGUGAACGGCGCAGAGUUUACGGCCGUGAAAGUCCUUUAUCCGCCCGGGUUGGAAGAAAUCUAUAUAAGCGAUAAGCUCUUAAUAGUCCUCGGGCCCCCAAGCGGCAUCGUCCUGCGGUCUAAGGAAACCGACGGCCUGGCAUUCCCUAACUUACCUCUAGGCACUGUGGUGCUCCCAGCCAAGAACGUCCGGAUAGAGAAGCAAUAUGUGAAGACAUUGCGACCGGGGAUGUCGAGUAAGACCAAGCUGGGGCUGAUUCGAACGGGACUGCCGUGCUCGCCAGCCUUCGCGCUGACAGACUUCAAGGCGCAAGGAAGGACGCUCGACAAGACUCUUUUGGGGCUGUACGGAACAAGGGGUACAAAGGGUAUAGGGGCGUCUGGCCGAACCAGCAAACGCAGUGCCAUAACCAUGUACGUACAGCUAUCGCGUGCUCGGCGUUUCGAUGACAUCGCCCUUAUCGAGCCGUUGAAUACGGCAGACUUCCUGGCAGCAACAAUGCCCAAGGACCAAAUAGAGGGCAUGAAAAGGCUUACGGCUCUGGCGGAGGAGACUGUCGCACGGUUCGAGGUAGCGGGGCGUCGGCAAGGCGAUCAUCACCCAGCCCCUCUCCAGUGACCAUGUCAGCGUCGGCGUCGGCAUCUUGGGCCACGCUCGAAUCCUUCAGCAUACACAUCGUAAGAGACGUCACAGGACCGCUGUAAGCUGCCUAUUAAGUAGUGUGCACUCCCCGGGUCUCGAAGGUACGAUGAAGCGACAAAAGCAGUAAUACUUCCGAUACCUGAUGGCCCAUAGACUAGAUAUCCCGCAUCAGUUGAGCCACAGAAGCAUAAGCCACCUCUAUACGCUACACGAGUGACUUAUACUGGAAGAGCAGCUGAGCCGCAGACAUCCGGGCAAACAUCGACGUCCGAUCGGAAAUACCCGCAUUCCCGAGCGCCCUGACCUCCGCCUCCCAGCGCUCGAACGAGGGAAAGCAUUCCCUGAGAGUCCCUGAUGGCUGGGCGACGGUAGGAGCAGCAGGCAGAGCACGCCGAUUAAAAGAAGAUGUUGGUAUUCCUUUCACAGGGAAUUUGGUUCGAACCGUAGGGUCCUGGGGUGACGA